Molecule: messenger RNA, 2979 nt
Organism: Eublepharis macularius
Lineage: Eukaryota; Metazoa; Chordata; Lepidosauria; Squamata; Eublepharidae
Product: cytochrome P450 2J5-like
Exons: 9
Coding region: 39-1511 (490 amino acids)
Biological process (GO): arachidonate metabolic process; xenobiotic metabolic process
Cellular component (GO): cytoplasm; intracellular membrane-bounded organelle
Molecular function (GO): oxidoreductase activity, acting on paired donors, with incorporation or reduction of molecular oxygen, reduced flavin or flavoprotein as one donor, and incorporation of one atom of oxygen; heme binding; iron ion binding
Source: RefSeq, a predicted model, not a curated record
GUUCACCCAACAUAUCGCCGGCAGACAAAUUUAAAACAAUGAUGGGGAUACCAGAUUUUCUGGUUGCGCUGGUGAUCUGUUUGCUAAUUACGCAGUAUUUGAAGUCUCUGUGGAAGAGCCGUCAAUAUCCCUCCGGACCUAUUCUACUCCCUUUCAUUGGAAGCCUGUGGAAGGUUGGUUUGAAGCUUCGUCCGGAUAGUCUCUUGAAGAUUGCAAAAAGUCACGGAGACGUUUUCACCCUGUGGAUCGCGCACAUCCCGGUGGUUGUGUUGUCUGGAUUUGAAGCCGUGAAAGAUGCGCUGGUUGGCAAUUCUGAAGCACUCUCUGGGCGACCAAUGUUCCCCUUUUUUAAAGUUCUGGGAAACGAAAAGGGUAUUAUGUUCUCCAACGGUGAAACCUGGUGGCAGCAAAGACAUUUUGGGCAAGCUAUUCUGCAGAAGCUGGUGUUAGAGAAGAAAGAUCUGGAGCAUCAGAUAGGAGAGGAAGGCCGUCAGCUCGUGGAGACCUUUGCACAUGAAAAAGGGGAGCCGAUAGACCCUUCGCUGCAUAUUUUGCAUUCAGUCUCCAAAAUGAUUUGCGCUGCUGCUUUUGGACACCCUUUUCCCAUUGAGGACAAAGCCUUGCAUGAGCUGACUGAACAUAUUAAUACUAUUACAAAAUCCGGGUGCUCUGCUGGAGUUAUGUUAUAUAACAUGUUUCCUUCACUUAUGAAAUAUAUCCCUGGACCUCAUAAGAAAGCAAUCUCCUCCUGUGAAUUUAUACGGUCCUUUAUCCGGAAGGAGGUAGAAAACCAUAAGAAGAAUGGGCCUCCCCAUGAGCGCCAAGGCUUUGUUGAUUUCUAUUUGGCUCAACUGAAAAAAGAGAAAACGGACUUCACUUCUACAUUUGAUGAAGACAACCUGGUACAAAGUGUUGCCGACUUCUUCAUUGCAGGUACAGACCCAACAGCCGCCACCCUGUCCUGGGCGCUGCUUUUUAUGGUGGCCCAUCCUGAUAUCCAAGCGAAAGUCCAAGACGAGCUAGACAACGGUCUUGAAUCCUUCAAAGUAGUCUGCUAUGAUGAUCGGAAGAAAUUGCCUUAUACAAGGGCCGUGCUUAAUGAGAUCCAGCGCUUCAGCAACGUCAAGUUAUUCGGGCUCCCCAAACUGAGUACAGAGAGUGUCAACAUCGGUGGCAAUUUAAUUCCUAAGGAAACCCUGGUGGUCACAGAUCUAUGUUCGGUCCUUCUAGAUCCCGCUAAAUGGGAGACGCCGCAGAAAUUCAACCCUAACCACUUCUUGGAUAAGGAUGGAAAAUUUAUCAUCAGAGAUGAGUUCUUGCCAUUCGGGGCAGGGGAACGUGCAUGUUUGGGGAAGCAAUUCGCACGGACUCAGCUCUUCAUUUUCUUCGCAUGCCUCCUGAAAGUAUUUACGUUCCGCUUGCCCGAGGGAGUGAAAGAUGUGAACACAGAACCUGCAACAGGGUGUUUGGUACAUCCCCAUCCGUAUAAGAUCUGCGCAAUACCGCGUUAGGCUGAAGCACAUCAAAAUCCACAGAAGACAUGCUCGGAGGAGUUUAUUUUGUCGCUGUGACCUUUCCCACUACCUCAUUUUGUCUGCUUUUCCUUGCUUCACACCAUGUAUCAUUCCUUCUAUGGCAUAGUUGUUCUAACAGGUGCUAUAAAGAUACCACACUCACAGACCUUGGAAUCGGCAUUGUUUUGGAGAUGUGGGGAGAGACAUCGCUAUCAUUCUGUGUCAGAGGGGGAGGCAUGGCGGUGGGAGAGGGGUAUUUAUUUAUUCACUUCAAAAAUGUGUAUCCCACUUUCCAAAAGUGCCAUAUGGAAAGCUGGCUUGUACAAGUAACAAAACGGCAUCAGCAGUUCACAAAAGGUUUUUUGCGACACGAUGGACUACUGUAACUCGGUCUAUGUAGGGCUGCCCUUGGGCUCGAUCCGGAGACUUCAACGGGUCCAGAACGCUGCUGCAUGUGUCCUAACUGGAGCUUCGUGUAGGACACACAUUACGCCUAUCUUGCAGCAGAUUCACUGGCUCCCAGAUCUUAGUCCGACACGCUAACCACUACACCAUACUGACAGACCCUACUUUGAUCACAACCAGAUUAGACUCAGCAACAAUGCAUGGGGCUACCCUUGAGAACUGUUCUGAAGCUUCAGCUGGGGCAAAAUGUAGUCAGAAAUGGCUGGCUGAUGUACAUUAAAGCAUUCAUUUCUUACCCGGUGUAAAAAAAUAUAUCUAGGCUGCCAGUUUGCUUCUGGGCACAAUUCAAAGGGAUGGUUAUUACCCCAAAGGGACUGGGAUCUUGAAGGGCCACUUGCCUUGUAUGGACCUGUAUUAAGAUCAUAUUCAAAGGAUCAGUUAUGUGUUGCCUGGAGCAUGGCGAGUGUUUACCAGCCACAAGGCCCUGUCUUUUACGGAACCCCCUCCCUGCUGCAAUUCCACUGGUUCUCCAAUCAAGCCACCUGGCACAUCACAGGGGCUUGGCUCAAACCGGGCCAUUGUGGCAGAAGGAAAAAGUAAUGAGUGAUAAAUAGUGCAAUCCUAUGCAGAGUUAUUCCAGUCUGUGUCAACUGAUUUCAACGGGUUUAGAUUGGAGUGGCUCCGUUUAGGAUUGAAAAUAGCCUUGCAAACGAAGCGGAGCCUGAAGUUCUCCGAGCCAGAUUAAGGCUUGUGUUUGUUGACCCUGGCUUUUGUUAAGUGAUGUUGAUCCUUGUUUUUGAAGGUUUUAUUUUAUCAUAUUUAUAUCCCGCCCUCCCUGUGGACAGGCUCAGGGCAGCUCACAACAAUAUAAGUCACAAAAAUCCAUAGCUAAAGACGUCAAACAUGCCAAUACAAAUACGGUUUAUCCUUAUCUUUGCUGUGGGACAUUGCUGGCUGAACAAUCCAGCAUUUAUUGUUUCUGUUUGUAUACAUCUUAACAUUUUGUUCAUGUUAUCGUUGUUGCUGCCUUAUAUGUACAGCUGUUUUAAUAAUCUGUUUG